This is a messenger RNA of Rhipicephalus microplus (southern cattle tick), 612 nucleotides long. Its product is annotated as actinia tenebrosa protease inhibitors. Gene Ontology annotation, molecular function: serine-type endopeptidase inhibitor activity. The record is from RefSeq and is a predicted model, not a curated record. NCBI's taxonomy places the organism in Eukaryota, Metazoa, Arthropoda, Arachnida, Ixodida, Ixodidae.
AAAAGAAUUCUUCAAAAAGCAGGUGACGCAGUCAUUUGAACGCUAACGGCAACAUGAAGUCCUACAUUCUUCUAGCCUUCGUCAGUACUGCACUAGGGGCUUCCAGCAUCCCUGAGCGAUGCAAGCUGCCCGCCCACCCAGGAUUCUGCAGAAUGCCAUUGCUGAGAUGGUGGUACAACGUAGAGACAGGGCAGUGCGAAGAGUUCUAUUUUGGCGGCUGCGCCGGGAAUGCGAACAAUUUUGAAACCAAAGAACUCUGCGAGAAGACAUGCUCUGAAGAAAGCACCAAUCUGACGCCACUGCAACCUGUCCUGGCCUUCAGAGGACUGACUAAAAAAAUGUUGCCUGCAUCUCGACCAAACGGAUGGCCCAUUUGCCGCAGGCCACCAUACAGUGGUCCGUGUAGAGCUGCCUUCACUCGCUUCUACUACGACGCUGCGACCAACACUUGCCGCCAGUUUACAUAUGGUGGAUGCAAGAGCAAUGGCAAUAACUUCGUGUCUGGCACAGCCUGUAUGAAGGCCUGCGCAUCUUCAAUACCUGUGAGCCCCAGACCAGGUAAAGCAUAAGUAAAGGAGUUCCCUUUACAAUAAAUGUUUCAACCAGCAAAAA